AUGGACUUGGAGGCUAUAAAAAUAUUGGAUAAAGAACAAUUGAUCAGAAUUAUUAGUCAGAGCGGCUACGUUGAUAUAGCAGAGAUUUUGGGUAAAUUGGAUCUAAAUGGAAACGAAUUACUGGAUGCCACAGAUUUUCAAGCCAUCAAAUGGAAAAUCACGUUACUACAAAGAAAACAACUACUCUUUUUCAUAAAGCAGCUGAAAAGCAAUCCUUUCAUAUUGAAUAAGAUAGCCCCUUCAGUAGCACCAAAACCUAAGUCUCAGCUAACAUUACCGCUGAAAAAAACAUUUCAACCACCGCCGCCUCAAUUUUCAUCAGACCAAAAAGAAACGAACAAAUCAAGAUUCCCGGAUAUAAAGACCAGCGUAGGCAGAAAUAAAGGUUUUGCAAACGAACUCGAAAAAGUAUUGGGUGGAACUAAUAAAACAGUUAAUAAACUACCUCCGUCAAUUUGUCCAUUGCUUGGUCAAGGUAAUGUAACAGUUAAACGAGAAAAACUACCGCUGCCGUUGCGCGAUGAGAAUCAUAGCAUAUCACAGCAAGAGCAAGAUGAAUUCUAUAUAAAUCUACCAGCACAGCCUAAACACGCCAAUCAUGGGUUUCCCAAUGAAAUCGUAGAGGACAUCAUAGAGGAUACAUACUAUAAUGUGAAAAACACUUUCGAGAACGGAAGUAAAUCUAGUUCAGGUAGAAACAUCGCACAACAUCAGAACUCUUCCCAACCUGGCGGAGACCCUGAUAUCUACGAACUACCACAACCACCACCACCACCACAAUCGAGAAUCGUUCUAAGCAAACAGAUAAAUAAGAGUACUUUCCCUAAACAAUGCAAAAUUGUCGAAGAAAAAUUCAACCAACCUCCUGCUCUGGAACCAGAAGACCUAUACGAGCCGCCACCACGUGUGAAUUUGCCAAAAAAUCCAGUUUCAUCAGUUAUUAGAUCUCUUUCUACAUCGAGCAAAAAAAAAUGGGAAUCCCCACAGGUACUGCCUGCUGUGCAGAGUCCAGAAGAAACAGAUGAAGAGGAUAAUUAUGAGGUGCCUAACGAACAUAACGUUCCAAGAAAAAUUUUUGAUCCACCUGUGGCUCCUACAAAACGUUCAAAUUUACGAUCCAAGUCGCCUAUGCAGAAUGAAGAAGAAGAUGAUUACGAACCGGCACCGACUUGUCUCGUUCCAGGCCUAUCGAGGUCUUCAGUUUCGCCAGUAGCUAACCGGAAGCCCAUACCCACACCCACUAGGAACUAUGAUAAUCCACCUUUGAGAAUAGAACUGAACAAGCAAAAAGGAACCAAUAAUUUGAGUCUUUUGCCACCGCAAAAGGAUAGACCGUCAAACACAAUUGAUUUUCCAUCUUCCAGUGAUCAAAUGAGAGCCAAUAACAUUCCUACUGCCCUCGAUAAUCCCGUCGGUAAAAAUAGGUUAGAAAUGAAUUACGAAAAUCAUGCGAUGAAAAGUGAAAAAUCCAGUUUCCGGAAAUUCAAGCCUAACUCCCUAGUGAAUAGGCCAUUACCGGAAAUCCCGAAAAUUUCAGAGCCCAAAGCUUCACCAAUAAAAGUACCAAUGGAUUACCGAUGGCAAACUUCUUCAUCUUCAACAAACAGUAAUCAUAGUAUAUUCGAAAAACCUGCCACAUAUGUGGAAUUGACCAAAAAUCAUAAUGUGAACUAUGAAAGCAAAUCAUAUGUCAUUGAUGAUGAUGACAACCAGAUUUACGAAAAUAACCAGCCAAAUGCUCUUAAUGAACCAGAUGAAGAACCCACAGAAUACGAAAAUCUGUCACCACUCAACAGUCCCCAACAUCAGAAAGUGGAAGGUCACAAUCAACAGAAACGAAAUGAACUUCCGAAAACCUCAAUUCAAGAUAGUUUAGUGCUCCAAUUAACUUCUGAGCUCUCUGCACUAAAAAAGAUACAGAAUCGGCCAAUAAUAGAUCUGGAAAAUAAUCAACCCGAGUAUCGUAAUACCUCUGUCCCUCCGAAGAGAAUUACCAAUCCAAGGAAUAAUACAAUGAGAGGUGAAGUUAAGACUCCACCGACAUCUACCAGCAGAAAGAAUCAUUUUCUAGAUGUGCCAGUCAGGAGCCCAAUUCCAUGUUUGCCCAAGCCACCUGUCCAUUUCAAUCCUGCCUCGUACAUAACCGAGCCAACUGAUGAUGAAGAUUUCGAAGAAAGUGAUGACGAGGGUGCUGGAAAUAUAUUUAAUAUCAACAAUGAGCCGUAUUUUCGAAAUACUGAUAGAAAAGGUGCAAAAUCAUUGCUGAGAACACUCGAAGACGGCGCAUUUCUUUUCAGACCCAGCCGACACUACUUUUUGGUGCUGACAAUCAAAACCAAUAACAAGUUUUAUAAUUUAGGGAUAGAACGAACGAAAAAUGAUAAAAUUAAAUUGAAUUCGGACACUGGAAGCGUACCCCCCGAAUUUUCAAACUUGAGAGAUUUUGUUGAUCACUUCACAAAUGAAGCAGUGACGUUCCAAGUUGGUAAUGAGUUGUUGGAAACUUAUUUAAAACCAGUUUUACCUCCAGAUCUGUUUUAG
Messenger RNA from Phaedon cochleariae (mustard beetle), 2541 nucleotides. Lineage: Eukaryota; Metazoa; Arthropoda; Insecta; Coleoptera; Chrysomelidae. The record is from the annotation of a GenBank genome assembly.